AUGAGCACAGAGAGCCCCAGCCCUACCAGCUCCCCGGCUAUCAGCCCCCUCGCCUUCUCAACUCCGGCACCCCCAGGGACCUUCGCAGAGGCAGCCAGCCCCCUCCCCAUGCUCAUCGCCCUGGCCUGCAUUUUCCUCUUGCUGGCCACCUGUCUGCUGUUCAUGACGCUCUGCAAGCCGGCAGCGCUGGACCCCAGCCGCCGCAGGGCUCGCGAGUGCAUGCCCCACCACCCGGGCCCCAGUGAGCCCCAGCUCCGGCUCUGGAAGCGCCUGGGCUCGCUGCGCCUCUCCCUGCACAGCUUCCGCCGAGGUCGGCCCGCUGCUCCUCCACGCCCCCUGCCAGGCCGCGAUGACAACCGCAGCGACUGUGACUGCAUGGAGUCUACCAAGAUGUGA
Carlito syrichta (Philippine tarsier) is the source of this 396-nucleotide messenger RNA. RefSeq names its product chromosome unknown C10orf105 homolog (gene CUNH10orf105). NCBI's taxonomy places the organism in Eukaryota, Metazoa, Chordata, Mammalia, Primates, Tarsiidae. The record is from RefSeq and is a predicted model, not a curated record. The coding region runs from base 1 to 396 and encodes 131 amino acids. The transcript has a single exon.